GCCGGGCAGACCUUACAACGCGCAUUUCCGCAUCACGCUGAAAGGCGUGUUGGCGCUUAAGCGGAUUUGUAGCUUUAACUUCUAGGGCAUUGGUCAAUCUGUUCGUGCCAGAAAAGUAGUCCUGUUUAGGUUCAGUUCCGUUUUAGUUAGCUGUUGAGAUCCGCUUCUCUUCUGUUACCGAACCCGGGGACCAGGAUACCCACGGCACAGGCGUACCGGAGACGUAGAUAUAAAAAUAUCCGAACUUGCUGACAAGCUUGUGCAACUAGAUUGGAUUCCUCCAAAUGUUACUGCCGAAUUAGCCUCCGACUAUAUGUCCAAAAUUGGCGAACAAAACAUUCCAAUAGUUGGUAGCAAUGCGGCGAAGAAACGUAGGCAACAGCUCGAGUACCAAGUGCCUCCACAUGAUCUGGAUGCAGCUUUGUGUCAUAAUUUGUCAGAAAAAGAAGCAACACAGUUGGUGCACUAUGUCGAAAAAAUAAAAAAAAAUUGCGUUGGACAGGGAAUCGUAGUAAGAAUUGGUGACAAACAAGAGCGUUCAUUAACUGUUGCUAACCAUCCACAGUUAUUGGAUCUUGAACAGUCACUUCCUGGAAGAAGUCCAACGGGCAAACUUUUGAAUUAUAUUCUAUCUUCGGAGCCCGUGAGGAAAGCUCUUCUCGAAGAUCCACAAAAUGCUGGUCAACAAAUAUGCAUUUUGAGUGAGCCGUUAGAACCAGACUUUAAUACAAGUCUUUAUUUGUCGGACAAAAUUAAGUAUAAGUUGAAACUGAUGAAAGUUAAUUCAGAAGCCAUUCGAACCGCAGUAGAACAAGCAUCAGAAAUAGACAACGUUAUAAAAGCCUUAAAGUUGCAAAGAGUGUCUUUUGAGAACAGUUGCAAUAUUAUGGGACCUUUAUAUCAAUUUAGAAAAGAGUAUGAACGCAAUCCUAAAUUUCAAGCUGAAAUCAAUAAAUAUCUAAAUAUAUCUACUAAACCAGAAUCUUCGUUCAAAUAUUCUGCCCAAUCCAAGCAACAGGAAAAUGCAUCGAAAAAUACAAAAGUGCCUAACACAUAUACCCGCCAGUGUUUGGCUGCUAUGAAGAAAGAUAACGUUCUUGCUAGUAUUCUAGAUUCCGAAGCUCUAAAGACAAUUUUACAAAAACCAACUAACGGAUGUAAACUUAUCAUUUCACGCAAACCUUUGAUACCUGACUUUCAAAGUAGUUCACUCCUGCCUGCAGCUUCAAAAACAUUCCUGGAAAGCAUAAAACUAAAUUCUGAAGUCGUGAAAAGCGCAGUAAUAAAUGGCCCAUUGUAUGAUGAACUUUUCUCAAAACUACAAAGGUCUGGUAUAAACUAUGCUGAAGAUUCAGUUUUGCGGUCGCUAGAUAUGUUCCGUGAGAAAUUCAUUAGUUACGAGGGAGUAAAUUGCUUUCAGAAAGAUAUAAUAAAUUUUGUCAAAGGAUCUGAUCUCUCUUCAUUCGGAGUGACUGCAGCUGAGGUACCUGAUACAAUACAAGCAACUAAAACUGCACAAUGUGAAGAUCCGAUACUCUCAUCACUAUUGGCAAAUCCGGAUUUGCAAGAUGCGCUGAACCACGGAAAGCAAUUAAGCAUGCCUCUGCAUCUAUCUUCAAACAUCCCAAAAACCGAUAAACUAUUAUGUACCUCUAAAAUAUCGCGUCCGACCUAUGAAAAGAUCGCCAAUACAGGAAUUGAUCAUUUAAUUCUUGAAAGUGUUGUUAUCAAUGGCCCAAUAUAUGACACAUUGUUGCAACGAUUGAACAAUCGCGGUAUCAAUUUUGCCGGUGACUUAUUAUUAGACUCGAUCAUGAUGAUCCGCAAUGAAUACCGUAAUGAUGAUAGUUUCAGAAAAGAUCUUGCAAGGUAUAUUGCUCACCCGGAGCCGCAUCUCUUUGAGCAAAUCGAAUUUGAACAUAAUCCAACGGUCGAGUCAUCAAUAGCAGAUCAAAUGUCAAAAAUGCAUAUCGCCCAUAGUGAUGAUUCCAAAUUCGAAUCAGUCCCGCCAACUCCCAAUUAUUCCACAUACCCAGGACCUAUCAAACAAACCGAAAGUCAGACGGAGCCUAAACUAAACGACGAGUUCCGAUCGAGAAGUGCUAUAUUAGAAAAUAGGAAUUCUUCAAAUCAAGGAUCUUUACCUUGGAGUCAUGCUACCUGCAGUGGGUGUUUGAAAGCCAUUACCCUCGGUGAAGUAGUUGUUAAAGCUGAGAGAGUGGGAUCGAAUGCAGCUUGGCAUCCUCAGUGCUUCAAAUGUUACAAAUGUAAUGAAUUGCUUGCCGAUUUAGUGUAUUUUUUCCACGAUGGCCAGGUAUAUUGUGGACGUGAUUUAGCAAACAUACUGAAAAUUCCACGUUGUGCCGCAUGUGACGAGUUGAUCUUUACCAAGGAAUAUACAGCAGCAGAAGGAGCAACAUUUCACAUUAGACAUUUCUGCUGCUAUCAUUGCGAUGCACCACUUGCUGGUCAACAGUACGUUCCUGAUGUUAAUUCUAGUAUGCCGCUCUGCUUGAACUGUUAUGAUACAUAUUUUGCAAAAACUUGUUAUUUUUGCCACGCAACUAUUGGACCAACUGAACAAGGAGUCGCCUGGAAUAAUAUACAUUGGCAUGGGAUGUGUUUUCUUUGUAAUGGUAAAGGGUGUGGCAAGUCACUUAUUGGGGGGCGAUUCUGUAUUAAAAAGGACAUGCCUUUUUGUAGUGCACAGUGUGUAAAAAGCGUUCAAUUAUAACCUCAUACAAAUAAAUGAAUACAACUUUCAGUGCCUAAAUCCUAAAAAAUAUUAUUGCUGACUGCACCCCAAAAUGGGCUGAUACAAUAGUGUGCAUCACACUUUGGAUGUGAUUGCAGCGCCGGGCCACGUGGGAUCGAGUUGAGGUCUUCGGUGCACUUAUUCCUUGUAAAUGGAGGAAUAAGUGCACCGAAGACGGCGAGACGAUCCGAGGCAAAUGUGCACUUUUGUCACACUUUUUAAGCGUACCAAAAAAAAGUGUGAUAGUCCAAUUUGGGACGUAGUCUGGAAUAUGAGCUGAAACAAUUUGAAGACUAGCAUUAAAAUAAUUUGAUAAUUUAUAUUUUUUUUUCAUUUAAUGAAACCAUUAUAAAGAUUCUGCGUCUAAAUAAAUCACAAACUAUAUGGCAAACUA
Aedes albopictus (Asian tiger mosquito) is the source of this 3149-nucleotide messenger RNA. RefSeq lists its product as uncharacterized. Gene Ontology annotation, molecular function: zinc ion binding. Lineage: Eukaryota; Metazoa; Arthropoda; Insecta; Diptera; Culicidae. The transcript is spliced from 2 exons. The record is from RefSeq and is a predicted model, not a curated record. The coding region runs from base 314 to 2734 and encodes 806 amino acids.